Suncus etruscus (white-toothed pygmy shrew) is the source of this 3040-nucleotide messenger RNA. It is a transcript of the gene PTPRN2, whose product is annotated as protein tyrosine phosphatase receptor type N2. Gene Ontology annotation, cellular component: secretory granule. The transcript has 23 exons. Gene Ontology annotation, biological process: protein dephosphorylation. NCBI's taxonomy places the organism in Eukaryota, Metazoa, Chordata, Mammalia, Eulipotyphla, Soricidae. The record is from RefSeq and is a predicted model, not a curated record. Gene Ontology annotation, molecular function: protein tyrosine phosphatase activity. The coding region runs from base 16 to 2931 and encodes 971 amino acids.
GGGCCGGGCGGCGCCAUGGGGCCGCUGCCGCCGCCUCCGCCUCCGCCUCCGCCUCCGUCCCCGCCGCCGCUGCUGCUGCUGCUGCUCCUGCUGCUGCUGCCUCCGGGCCCGCCCGCCGCGCCCGCUCCGCUCCGCCCGCUCCCGGGCCGCCCGGGCUGCCUGUUCCGGGAUGGACUCUGCAGGGCCUCGGAGGUGUGUGUGGACGAUGGAGAGUUUGGAAAGUGCCAACCGGUUCCUGCCAUGGAUGCUCAGCACUACCCAAUGUCACCAGGGACUCAGCAGCGUCUGGCAACCAAUUGGCAACAGUCACCCCAAAAGGAUACAGGUUUCCAGUGGCAGGAUGGCAGCCAUGCCCAACAUGUGAUGGCCCAGGAACUCGCAGACCUACUCGGGAUUCCCCCAAGACGCUCCACCAGGCUCUCACCACGGCGAGCCAACAAACUGGACAGAGACCUGGCCCUGGCCACUGCCCUCCAGCACUCCAUGCCCUACCUGGAGGCCCUGGCCCCUACUCCUGAUGGGCACGCCUGGGCAAGGCAGGCUGGGGCACCAAUUCAGGCUGGAGAUGUCCUCGCUUCCAACAGGCUCACCCAGAUGUCUGCUCUCACUUACGCCCCGGAGCCUCUCCGGCCCCUGCAGCCCCAUUGGUACCAGCCAGACCAGCUCAGCCCAAAGAUGGACAGUGAUGUGGACAGGCAAAGCCUGAUGGAGGCCUUGAGCUCCUACAUGUCUAGGAAUGCUGCCCUUGGCCCGAGGGCUCACUCCCUGGAAGGACACGGUGCCCUGCCAAUUCCCUGGGGAGUCCCCAGGGGGCAGUCAGCAGCAGCAGCAGCCCCCCAGAAACGGCCAUUCACUGUGGGAGACCGUCUGGAUUCUGGCGACAAUGCCAGGAUUUGGAAGCUACUAAAGAAUCCAAGGAAGCUUCAGGCCAACAGUGGGACCCAGGAACCCUUGAGCCUCAAUGAGAUGCUCCUCAUGGUUGCAGGCACAGAACAGAGUGGAGGUAAAGGAGAUCUCGGGGAAGCACCCAGAGGACGUCCUGGGGAGCAAGGGGACCGCCCAACAGCAACAUUUGCAGCACAUGGUCGACCAGAACCAACAGGUCACAGUGGGCCAGAUACAAGCACCCAAGCUGACCCUGAGGUGAACCCUUGGAGCCCGUCCCUGAUGGCUACUUGGCUGAAUCUCAGCCCCCGCCCUCUGCCCAGACUGGCCCCUCCUCCGGCACCCUUCAGUACAGAGGGCCCCCAGGCCAGCCUGUCUUCGGAGGAGGAGCCUGCAGGGCUGGAGACUGUGAGAAGCCAGACUUACUUCUGGAAACUGGGUCCUGGCCAUCACUGGAUGCCCACAGCUGGACAGGAAAGCCAGAGCCUGGAAGCAGGGGACCCAGGACACGCGGGGUCAGACCUGAGGCUGGAGGUCGAGUCUCCCUCGGAACAGGGCUACAUGAUGACCGACCGAGACCCCCUGAGCCUGACACAGGGCGAGGAGCUGGUAGGGGACAUGGCUCGCCUCCUGGACCUGCCCAGGGCCAUCUUUUCAGACAUCCGGGUCCUGGGCCCCCUGGUGACCUUUAGAGUGACCCCUGGUGUCCACAACCUGACGGCAGCAGACGUGGCCAAGGCAGCAGCCAACAACAGGGACAGAUUGCAGAGCACGACUGGCCUAAAGGUCCUUCGAGCUGGCAUCGGGUCGGGGGACAUACUGCAGCCUCUCCCCCAGCAAGGGGACCCAGAGGACUCCACCAAGUUUGCGGUGCUGACACUUGUCUCCGUGGCGGCCAUCGUGGGGGUCCUCCUGGCCUCUGUGGCCAUCCACUGCCUGCGCCACAGCUCUCCCAGCCGGCUCCAGAAGAAGCUCAGAGCCCCUGCCGUCCCAGCCUGCACCACUGCCUACCAGGAGCUGUGCAGGCAGCGCAUGGCUGGGCGCUCGUCAGAGCACACGUCCCGCAUCCACUCGACCUCCCUGCAGUUCAGCGAUGAGCCAGUGCCCAGCCCUUCUGCGCGAAGCAGCACAUCCUCAUGGUCCGAGGAGCCGGUGCAGCCCAACAUGGACAUCUCUACAGGCCACAUGGUUUUGGCCUACAUGGAGGACCAUCUGCGGAACAAGGACCGGCUGAGGGAGGAGUGGCAGGCACUCUGUGCCUAUGUGGCAGAGCCCAACAGCUCGACGGUCGCCCAACGCGAGGAGAAUGUCCACAAGAACCGCUGUCCAGCGGUGCUGGCCUAUGACCACUCCAGAGUCAUGCUCAAGGCAGAAAACAGCUGCAGCCAGUCGGACUACAUCAACGCCAGCCCCAUUAUGGACCGUGACCCGCGCAGCCCCUCCUACAUCGCUGCCCAGGGCCCGCUGCCUGCCACUGUGGCCGACUUCUGGCAGAUGGUGUGGGAGAGCGGCUGCGUGGUCGUGGUCAUGCUCACACCCUUGGCUGAGAGUGGCGAGCAGCAGUGCCACCACUACUGGCCUGACAGCGGCGCCAACCUCUACCACAUCUAUGAGGUGAACCUGGUGUCGGAGCACAUCUGGUGUGAAGACUUCCUUGUGCGCAGCUUCUACCUGAAAAACGUGCGGACCCAGGAGACACGCACAGUCACCCAGUUCCACUUCCUUAGCUGGUACAACCAGGCCGUGCCCUUCUCCACCGGCUCCCUCCUAGACUUCCGCAGAAAAGUAAACAAGUGCUACCGGGGCCGUGCUUGUCCAAUAAUUGUCCACUGCAGUGACGGUGCAGGCCGGAGCGGCACCUACAUCCUGAUCGACCUGGUCCUCAAUAGGAUGGUCAGAGGCGCUAAGGAGAUUGACAUUGCAGCCACGCUGGAGCACCUGAGGGACCAGCGGCCGGGCAUGGUGCAGACCAAGGAGCAGUUUGAGUUUGCAUUGACAGCCGUCGCUGAGGAGGUGAACGCCAUCCUUAAAGCCCUGCCACAAUAGCAGGACCCCGUCCACCUGUGAAUGCCCGCGGCCACUGCCCACCCUCCCCUCUCGCAGCCCAGUGUGUCUUCCCCACCCAGUAGUAAUAAAGGUCUGUGGGAGCAUCUGA